Messenger RNA from Plutella xylostella (diamondback moth), 2909 nucleotides. RefSeq lists its product as uncharacterized. Gene Ontology annotation, biological process: glyoxylate cycle. Gene Ontology annotation, molecular function: malate synthase activity. Gene Ontology annotation, cellular component: cytoplasm. The record is from RefSeq and is a predicted model, not a curated record. NCBI's taxonomy places the organism in Eukaryota, Metazoa, Arthropoda, Insecta, Lepidoptera, Plutellidae.
AUCUGUUGAUCAUCUUUUCUUUGAGUGUCCCAAUCUUCAAACCUCCCUCCACGAUUUCCUCCCCCCGUCCAUUCCUAAACCUGUAAAUAUUAAUUAUCUACUAACACUUGUACAUACUCCAGUUGCUAACAUUCUGUACAGAUUUCUCAAGACUAAUAAUAUUAAACUGUAAAUUUGUAUAUUGUCAUUAUAUAUACUAAAACUAUACUAACCCCUAUUUGUGAUGUCCUGUAUAUAUAUUGUGUUUGUCUGUUUGUUCCAGGUAUUAACCCUGUAAAUAUAUCUAAAUUACCGUAAAGACAGUUAUAAUAUACAUGUGUGUUCCUUAUUACAAUUGAAUUUGGCGGAAUUUGCUGUGUCAGUCACACACGGCAUAGUGCCACAACCAAAGAUGGAUUGAUAUUUUUGAUAAUCGCGAUACAAGUUGUUGCUCGAGCAAGUGUAAUUUUAAUAUUAAUAGAUCUUUUGUUUUAACAGAGGCUCUCAAUAAAAACUUGUUUCAACUUAUAGUCCAGCCAGCCAGUGCCAGGCUAACAUAAUGGCUAGUGUUUUGCUUCUACAAUCGCCGCCACCAAAGUUAGAAGAAGUUCAAAAGUCUGUUUAUACCGACAAAGCGCUAUGUUUCCUGGCCAAAAUCCACAGAAGAUUCGAAGCUGACAUCGAGCAAUUGUACAAGAACAGACUGAGAAGGAAAGUGGAGCUUCAAAGAAGUGGUUCUUUAGUGUUCUCACAAUCUGCAGAGAGGAUUGAUAAAAGUUGGAAAGUGGCCCCUUUACCACCGAGACUUGAAAACCGUCACCUAGACCUUGGCGAUGUAUCACCGUCGAACACUGCUCACUUUGUGUCAGCCCUAAACUGUGACAUUCAAAGCGUCCAGGUAGACUUUGAUGACGGCCACUGCCCAACGUGGCGCAACCAGCUCCUCGGCUAUCAGAAUGUAAACUUAGUUGUUGACGGCAAGCUUGUUGGAGCCCCAUUGAGCAUAUCCACUUGCCCAAUACUGAUGCUGAGGCCUCGGGCUUGGAAUAUGAUAGAGCACAACAUACUGAUAGACGGCAAGGAAGCAAUCGGACCUCUUGUAGACUUUGCAAUACUCAUGUUCCACAAUGGCAAGAAGCUGCAUGAAGCGGGCAGUGGCCCUUACUUCUACCUAUCCAAGUUAGAAGCCGCAUCGGAAGCCAAGUUAUGGAACGACAUAUUUGUCUGGGCUCAGAAUGAACUUAGUAUCCCACAAGGCACUAUCAAAGCUUGUGUCUUGAUAGAGAAUAUCUUAGCAGCGUUUGAAAUGGAUGAGAUUCUGUAUGCCCUGAAAGACCACUCUCUGGGACUAAACUGCGGUAUUUGGGACUACUGUGCGUCUAUCAUCGCUAAAUUGGGCUCCCACCCCUCGUUCCUGCUGCCAGACCGCAACAAGUACGUCAACAUGUCACGUCACUUCCUGCACAGCUACGCCUCGCUAGUGGUGGCUACGAGCCACGCGCGCGGCGCCGCGGCUACUGGCGGUAUGGCGGCAGGGGUGCUGCCUGCUGACCCUCAGGCCGACGGUUCCAAGGAGACGAUAGCGAAGAUCCUGAGCGCGAAGUUCAAGGAAAUAGAGACAGGAGUGGACGGGUUCAUGGUGUACGAUUCCAGGGUGGUGCCACAUGUCAAUGAGCUCUGGAAGAAAUACAGCAGUUCACCGAACCAAAUGCAUCGGCAACUGGACAUAACAGUGACUGCAGACGACUUGCUCACUAUACCCAGUGGUGGAGUCACAUUACAGGGGCUGAGACAUAAUGUGGCUGUUUCCAUACUGUUUAUUUACCACUGGCUGGCGGGGGUGGGGCAUUUUUUCUACAGUGGCAACGUGGAGGAUUCGGCCACCGCUGAGAUAUCGAGGUGGCAAGUGUGGCAGUGGAUACGGUUUGCUCCGCCAAUCGAAGACGAUCCUACGCUGCGGGUGACGGCGCAACUCGUCGAGAAGAAAGCGGUCAACUUUGUUGCGCACGCGCAUAAAAACCUUUGCAGAUCCAACGCGGAGCGCAAACGACUGACCGCCGCUAAAUAUAUGAGCAUAGAGUUGUUUUUAGCUCGCGACCCGCCAGAGUUCAUAACUAGCUACUUGAAUGAUAAUCACAAGUUUAGGACUCUGCAUAAUAAGGCUCUUUUGAGUAACCUUUAAGUUAAGUGGGGUUUUUGGAGCAUGUUAUUUGAUGUAUAAUUUUAUGGGUAAUAAGUUUAUAGGGGGUGUAGGGUAGUUACGUAUUCAUUAUAUUUUUGAUAUUGCUAGUCUAGUUAUCAUGAAAUUUUAUUAUUGUUAAGACCGUUAUUAAUCUGAAUUGUUAACAAAUAUUUUAAAUCAAAAUGACUGAACUUUUAACCAUAAAUUCUAUACAAAUGUCUAUCUUAAUCAUAUCAAAACUUAUACCAAAGUUUUUAUAGUCAUUACUUGGUCAGAGUGUGUCGACUUGAAUAAGGAAAUUUAUUUACAUAGUUAAGUAUCUAUUUCUGUGAUAUAAAGCCAUUUAGAUAAACUGACUUGUACUUUGUUUUUAAAUAAAUAUAUUUUUAAAUAUUUGUGUUUAAACUAAAGCCUGCCAAAUAUAGAGAAGUAGUAAGUACCAAUCAAAUAAAAACAGUAUAAUUUCUUAUCAAUAAUUGUUUAUUGUAAUCAUCUCAAAAAUAUUUAAAGAUUCGAUUGUUUUAAACGUGAACACAGCUUAAGCAGAGUGCUAAGAUUAAAUAACAUUACAAAUAUAAAACAUACAUAUACAUACAUAAAAACUCCUAACAUUACUUAAUUUAGCGUCUUUUAGAAAGAAAGUCAAUACGAGAUUUGAUGACAACUCAUUAACCGCUUAUAAGUUACCGGUUUAAGAACUAAAUCAUACAUGGCGCUAGUAAAACUUACAUACUGCAGACUGCAAUAA